GCGCGUUUCCUUGCUUCUGGAAACAGCCCUGCCUGGUCACGUCCGGAAAGCCUCUGAGAGCGCGCGCACCGGCCCCAGACCAGUAAAUCAAUGUGUGCGUUUAAUCACAUGAAAGAUUGUCAUCCCACGAGACUGAGAAAAGACAGUGAUUGACAGUCAUAGAGAGACAGAGACACGAAGAGUGAUGCAGAGUAAAAAGCCCGAGACGGGAUUGUGGCAGAGAAGAAAAAGAGACAGGAAAGGGGUGGGGGGAGAAUGAGAGGGAAUCAAAAAAGCAAAUACAUGUAGACAGAUAUAGAGGAAGUCAGAAAUAGAGGGUGUGGAGCAGUAUUCCAAGCCGGGGUUAGAGGGAGAUGAGUAGUCCUAGAGCUGUGGCUAUGCCAAGAUCACAUGCUGGAUUUAGUUGCAAGUCUGUUAGGACGUCCUGCCUACCUGUACUUUACAUAAUAUGAAACCUGCUAGAGAGGAAGUAACCCACAAAUCAGAAUUCAUCAACUCUGCUCAUUAAAUCCACUUUCACUGACAGUGAUGUCAGACCCCGAUACUACCCAGGGCAUUUGCUGAUCUGAUUCCCAAAGUGUCCCAGGAGAAUGAUUUAUUAGAUUUCCUGGGGAACAGACCUCAUCGUAAGCACCCAGGCAUCUCACAGUUGCCCCAAGUGCAGUUGCCACAGGCCCUAGUCACUGCAGCCCAACGCCUCAUGCAGGAAAGCUCUAUGCCCAACAUAGAGAAACAGGUUCAGACACUCACCAACUACCUCUGGAGUCGGAAGCUUCCUGCAGAACCUGAGGAGCUGCGCAAAAAAGCAAUACAGCUGGAAAAUAAACUCCAACAGGAUGCAGGGUCAUUACAAUCAGAGAAACAACUUCAUGGAACUGUGUUGAAUGCCCUACGCAAAACUACCUACCACUGGCAAAAACUGAGCUAUGAUGAAAAGCUGAGCCUGGUAUACAUGGCAGCACGACUGGAUGGUGGCUUUGCAGCUGUUUCCAGAGCUUUCCAUGAGAUCCAAGCUCGUGUUCCAGACUUUAAGCCACAAACUUUAAUGGAUUUUGGCUCAGGCACCGGUUCUGUUACUUGGGCAGCUUAUAAUACCUGGGGCCAGAGCCUUAGUGAAUAUUUGUGUGUGGACAGCUCAGCUGCCAUGUUGGCCUUGGCAGAAAGGCUUCUGAAAGGUGGCUUAGAUUCUGGGAAACCCCAUGUUCCGGGAGUCUUUUUUAGACAGUUUCUCCCAGUCUCACCAAAGAUACAAUUUGAUGUGGUGGUGUCUGCUUUCUCUCUAAGUGAGUUACCCAGCAUGGCUGAUCGAACCGAAGUCAUCCAAACCUUAUGGCGUAAGACAGGCCACUUCCUGGUUUUGGUGGAGAAUGGAACAAAAACUGGACACUGUAUCCUUAUGGAAGCCAGGGACCUGGUCCUUAGGGGACCGGAGAAAUCUCCCUUAGACCGUCGACCUGGACAUGUCUUUGCCCCAUGCCCUCAUGAACUUCCCUGCCCCAAGCUUUCUGCGUCCCAGCACCAGGCCUGCAGCUUCUCCCAAGCAUACAGCACCAUCCCUUUUAGCUGGAACCAGAGUCAUAAAGAGGAGAAGUUCUCUCUGGUGAUCCUAAGCCGGACCCUUCCAGAGAAGGAUCAUCAAUGGGCCCGUCUCACCCAGCCUGUCCUUAAACGGCCACGCCACGUACAUUGCCAUUUGUGCUGUCCUGAUGGGCAUCUCCACCAUGUUGUGGUUACUGCCCGACGACAUGGCAGACACUUAUAUCGCUGUGCUCGAGCCAGUACCUGGGGAGAUCGCUUGCCUUUUACCACUUCACCUGAAUUUCCUCUGUCCUCUGCCCAAGAUCCUUCUGACAACUGACAAGAGAUCUUAGGAGUAGUUGGCUGAUACCACCCAGCUUUUGCCAUCCUUGCCAAAAACUAAGCUUCCCAGGGAUUCAUAAUAGGGGUCCCAAGUAUCCUCUGACUUUUGAAUUGAAUUAAAAAAAUUUUUUAAGAAACA
Dromiciops gliroides (monito del monte) is the source of this 1999-nucleotide messenger RNA. It is a transcript of the gene METTL17, whose product is annotated as methyltransferase like 17. The transcript is spliced from 14 exons. The coding region runs from base 701 to 1858 and encodes 385 amino acids. Gene Ontology annotation, biological process: translation. NCBI's taxonomy places the organism in Eukaryota, Metazoa, Chordata, Mammalia, Microbiotheria, Microbiotheriidae. Gene Ontology annotation, molecular function: structural constituent of ribosome; methyltransferase activity. Gene Ontology annotation, cellular component: mitochondrial small ribosomal subunit. The record is from RefSeq and is a predicted model, not a curated record.